Molecule: messenger RNA, 1905 nt
Organism: Centrocercus urophasianus (Greater sage-grouse)
Lineage: Eukaryota; Metazoa; Chordata; Aves; Galliformes; Phasianidae
Gene: SSH3
Product: slingshot protein phosphatase 3
Exons: 11
Coding region: 1-1710 (569 amino acids)
Biological process (GO): actin cytoskeleton organization; negative regulation of actin filament polymerization; protein dephosphorylation
Cellular component (GO): cytoplasm
Molecular function (GO): actin binding; protein tyrosine/serine/threonine phosphatase activity
Source: RefSeq, a predicted model, not a curated record
AUGGGGGCACCGGGGGCUAAGGGGUACUGGGCGGUGAUCCCGUCUUGCUCACGUCCCUCCUGCCCCAGGCAGAGCUUCGCGCUGGUCCGGGGGGCCGCGCUGCUGCUGCCUGCCGAGGAGCCGCCAGCCUCCGGACCGUCCCCCGCCGUGCCCCCCGGGCGGCAGGAGCGGCACCUGCAGCUCAUGAUGCAGCUGCUGAGAUCGCAGGACGCCAUCCAGCUGGCAGUGCGGCUGGAGUCAGCGCAGCCACAGCGGGUGCGGUACCUGCUGGUGGUGCGGCCAGAGGAGGAGGGCGCCGAGGGACAGACAGCACUGCUGGGAGUGGACUUCCCACACAAAGGGGCCGACUGCUGCACCCUGGGCAUGGUGCUGCCCCUCUGGAGCAACACCCAGGUCUUCCUCGAUGGUGAUGGGGGGUUUAGUGUGACAUCUGGGGGGCAGACGCGUAUCUUCAAGCCCAUCUCCAUCCAGACCAUGUGGGCCGUGCUGCAGGAGCUGCACCGUGCCUGCGAGCUGGCAGCCCAGGGUGGGCACAUCCCAGGGGGCCCAGCGCUGGCCUGGGUGCAGGAGUAUGCAGCAGCACUGGACUCGGAGCAGAGCUGCCUCAAUGAAUGGCUGGCCAUGGCCGACUUGGAGUCCGUGCGGCCUGGCUUGCUGCUGCCCACAGAGCCAACAGAGCGUGCAGUGCGGGCACUGCUGCGGGACGUGCUGACAUCUGCUGACCUGGAGAGCAUCACCUCCAAGGAGGUGAGAACAGAGCUGGAGCGGCGCAUGGGGCACAGCUUGGAGCAGCACAAGGACUUCAUUGACAACGAGAUGCUGCUGGUGCUGGCGCAAAUGGACCGGCCUUCACAUGUCUUCCCACACAUCUACCUGGGCUCUGAGUGGAAUGCAGCCAACCUGGAGGAGCUGCAGCAGAACUGUGUGACCCACAUCCUGAACGUGGCACGGGAGAUUGACAACUUCUUCCCAGCACUGUUCAACUACAUGAAUGUGCGGGUAUACGACGAAGAGACGGCCCAGCUGCUGCCCCACUGGAAUGACACCUUCCUUUUCCUCUCUGACAUCAAGGCUCGCGGGGGCCGGGCGUUGGUGCACUGCCGCAUGGGGCUGAGCCGCUCGGCAGCCACAGUGCUGGCCUACGCCAUGAAGGAGUUCGGGUGGUCCCUGGAGCGGGCGUUGCGCCACGUCCGGCGCUGCCGGCCCGGCGUGCAGCCCAACCCCGGCUUCAUGCGCCAGCUCGACUUCUACCAGGGCAUCCUGAACGCCAGCCGGCACAGCAGCUUCUGGGAGCCGCAGGCGGCGGAACGGGCGCCGGAGCCGGAGGAAGCCGUGCCGUGGGACGACGGGGCUCUGCCCCCUUCCCCAUCCGCGUCCUCACCGCCCCCCGAGGAGGACGGCAGGCCGGGGCUGGUGGGGGCCGCCCGGCGUCCCCGCAUCUCCCUGUGUGCCGUCAUGCGGAGCAUCAGCCAGAUGGAAACCCCCGAGAACCUCGGGGAGCCCUUGGGCGGGGAGGUGUCCGAAGGCGGCCAGGGCCUGGGGGACACGGAGGGCUUGAAGGCGGCCCCCCUAGGACCGCGGCCCAGGUCCCGGCCGUGCCGUGUGGUUCGCCAGGCCAGCGUGGAUGGAGACGGCGUACCUGCGGAGGAGCACAGCCCUACGGAAGGCUUCGCCCCGACCCGGGAGCUCGGCCCCCCCGGCGCUCCGUAGCCCACGGGGGCACGGGGCAGAGCUCCCACGCGACAGCACUGCGAGGCGCGGCCUGGCUCUGAUGGGGGCGGGGCCCGGGGAAACCACGCCGCUCUGUACGCACUUCGUGUCACCGCAGGGCCGCACCGCACGGCACUGCCGCUAUCACCAGCACUCACCGGCCAGAGAAUAAACCUCGAAGAGGGAUGGCAGCGA